GCCCUAUAACAGAAGCAGUCCAGUUGCUCACAAGUGUCUCAGCGAUGAAAUAUUUUUAACUACACUCUGCAGAGAAGGUCAGUAGUCAAAGGUCAGUCUAUUUUCAAUGCUCAGAGGUGUUUAAAAAAACCCACCCUGUUCUCAAAUUACAGUCACUUUGGUGAGGUGUUUUUUUAUGUUUGCAAGGACACCAUACUGUGGAAUUAAGAUGGUGCUGAAAUCAGAAAGUUGAAAUAGAUAAGGAGAUACUACUGAUCGAACCUAGGUCUUCUGCUGGUAUACAUUUGAUUAACCUGAAGUACUUUGGGUAUAAGAACAUCAUAUCUGCUUGUGGUCAUACUUUACUACUACAAAAUUUAAAUAACACCAGCUCUGCUAGAGAAGAUCACAUCAAUGUUACUUAUGCAAAAAUUUGUCACAUGAACUUAAUUGCAAGUAUACAAGAAUAAUUACAAUUAUUCUUACAGCAAUGGCAAACAUAUUUGCAGAAUAUUUCACAUCAAGGCUGCCCAAUUCCCCCCACAAAUUCACAUGGUGUUGAACGUUGCUUACUCAUUCAGGCUGUAUGCAGGCGUGGAUAAUUUAACGGGCUCAUCAAACAGUUUUCUGACAGGUCUCUGAAAUGUAAGCCUGAGGCAGAGUUUCAUCUGUCCGGAAGAAGGGAGGGGAAACUGUACUCAAGUAUGUGAGAGGGGGAAAUACCACACAGUUAAUUUUUCUGUGCCUGAAUACGAGGCAUACAUGAACAAAAUGCAGCCUGGCCAGACAGCAUCCUUGCAGCCAAGACUUUGACUGGGGACAUCAGAGCUGAAAUCCCUACUUAGCCAAGAAGCUCACUGAAUUGUCUAAGGCGAAUUACUCUUGCUCAGUCUCACAGACUUCACAGGGCUGUUGUGGUGAUAAAUAUUUGUGUGUGUGUGUGUGUGUGUGUGUGUGUGUGUGUGUGUGUGUGAUCAAACACUUCUAACCUGUUGCUUGGAGGCAGGAUGGGAUAAAUAAGGAAUGAAUAAUCAGUUCAUUGGAGCCAACUGCUAGGGGCCGAGGUCCCUUCGCCCCCACAAUCAAAUAUUUGAGGGGGCCAUUCUUCCCAAAAGUUGAUGGGCAUUGCCAUUCAAAUGGUGUGGGUGCACUCCAUCAUGUGAUUGAUUAUGUGGGGUGGGGCUUACUUGCCCCACCAUAUAUUUUAUUCAAGUUGGCAGCCCUGAAUCAGUUCUUCGCAGUUGCUGUUGGUAUUUGUGCCGCUAGUGCAAAAAAUGUGAUCAUUCUAGCGUGUGGUGCCAUCUUGUGGCCUUUCCAUGGAAACAAAGCCUUACUAAUAGUAAAAAGCAAAUUCUCAAGGUGGAGCUAUACGUUACUAGGCAAAUUUGGGGCCCUGCUAAUUUGUGUGUGUAGGGGAGAAUCAGUGGGCAAGAGGUGGGUACUUUAACCUUCCUCAUGUAUCCAUUGAUUCUUCCCUUAAAAUGUCCCUCUCUGCCAUUUUUACCUCAUGCAUGGUUUUAUAUUUCCAAACCCUGCUCUUCUUCAACAGAAGCUGCAGGUAGAAUGCUGAAAAUUGGAGUGUAGCAGCCACACAUGUCUGGGCAUCUCUUUCUGGGCAAAUGAUAGUAAAGAAUAUAUUGUAAAUGCAAUUGGCAUCGACAUCCCUAAGACAUUUUGGCACCUGAGGCAGAAAAUCCACUUGGUGCUCUCCUUGUUGUUCAAUUAAAAAGAAAGAAACUUUUAAGUGUGCCCAAAUAUCUACUGAUGGGGCUGCCUGCCUGUAGGGAUAGAUCCUCCAUCUUCUCUAUGAUCAUCACAAAAUUGAGAAUGCACCAAUAAAUGAAGCACAACUGUACAGUGCCUUAAUAAAAAUACUUUUUCAGAAUGAUAUGGGCACAUCAAGCACUUGUAUGAAUUUUACUGAAGCUGGGUUUUGGGUAUCAUGUUUUCAAAAUGAAGCUAUUGUAUCAGUGGCUGAAGCAUGAGCAAGAAAUGAACCCAAGAUGUGACCAGGUAAAUGAAAGGGAGAAUAAAGAGAAGGAUAGGUGCAGUUUGCCAAGACCUUUGCUGACUUCUGUGAGAGAAAGUACGCAGGCUGCUACCAUGGGAGACUAUAGUUGUGGCGACUUGCCCAGCUCCAAACACUUGAGCAAUCCAUCAUACUGGCGUUUUGCUAGUCUGUGAGUAAAUUUUGCAAUCCAGAGAACUAUGACUAAAUCUGUAUAUCCAGUAAGGCUUUGCAUUUGUAUUUCUGGAAAAAACCAAUGCCGCCCUUUCCUUUGUUUAAACCUACACAUACACACAAAGAUCUUUUAGAACUUGUAAGGGGAUUUCAGAAGCUGUAUUUGAGAGAGCUGUAGGAAGGCCCAUACAGGUCUAUUGGAAGACUGCCUGGACGGUGAUUAAGUAGCACUGGGGCUACCAAAACAUGUUGGACAAGCUGGAGCAGGCAGUCGUCUGCAUUGGCUACGGUUCGGGUGGAGAUAUGUCGUUGCUACAUGCUCAGCCCAGGUGAGAUGAGAAAAACCCCAUAGCAAAAUGGCAGAAGAAGAAAAAGAACACAGCUGCAGUCCAGUGUCCAUGGAAACACUGCCAAACGGGGAUUGUUGUGGCAAUGAUGCUCACAUGGGGGGAGUCAAUGGAAGCUUGCCAACAGGAACACAACCCCAGGACAUCUUCAAUAACAAAGGGCAUCCACACCAUGAGCUCCUAUCGCAUAGGCAACAAUGACCCUCUUGCCCUGCUAUAAGCCCCUAGGCAUCCUUCCAGUUCUGUAAUGCUAGGGGUGAGAAACUGAAGGGCCACAUUCUCAUCUGGGCAACCUUUCGAGGGCCUCAUGCCAGAGGUGAGUAGGGCCAGUGGCAAAAGCACGUGGAGCACUGAAUGCAAAUAUUACAUCUGCGCGGUAGGCUGGUUUCCACACACACUCGCAUACCCCUCUCUAUUCUCCAUCCAGGCAAGAAAUUGACACUAUCAAAACGAGUUCAAGGGCAAAUUCCAGCCAGGCAAAAACCAUUGAGGGGGAGAGGCAAAACAGAGCUGGUGAGGGGUGUGGCAUGGGAAAAGGGUGUGUGGCCAAGGAGGAUGAGUAGCCUGGGAAAAGGGAUAGGUAGAGAGGCUUGAAGGGUUGCAGGACCCCUGAUUUCUGACCUACCUUGCUCAGUAGCACUGUUUUGGAGCAGAGCACACAAAGCAAAGAACAGAGAGGCUGCGGGGCCUGUUCUGCUACUAGGUCUCCUGUGGCAGCCACCUCAGGUAGCUGAUGCUGGGGUUAUAUGUUACCACUGGGGCCUGCCCUUUAUCCCCAAAGCUACCCUGCUGUCUUCAAGGGCAACAGAAGUCUCUGUCCAAAUGCCAACGUUAAAAUAAGCUGCAAGUCCAGUCAGUUUCUAUGUACAUGGAAUGGGGGAGGGAGCAACCUCUUGUCCUUUGACUCGGGCAGUUGAAUGCCUUAUUAGUCUGGCCACACAACAUGGCACCCGCAGAGUUCCCGGGCCAUCCAUUUAGCCAGCAUGCAGUUCAGUUCCCAUCGCCUCUAAUUAAAACAGGUCAUUCGCAAGUUUCAAAAAGCACAGCACUUGCCUACUGUGCUGUGACAGUUUAUUAAACUCAGAAAAAAACAGUGGCACUUUGUGCCGUAAUGAGUGGAGAUGCGCUCCAAAAUUUCUUUCUCACUGAGCGCUUGCUACACAGAAUUUGCUCCCCUGGCAUUUUUCAGAAACUAUGUGCCCAGAAGUAUUUGCACAAUAUAUUUACUGCAAAGAAGUAGGUGGUUUGCAUUUCAUGAAAACAGGUUUAUUUUUGCUCAGGCAACAUUUCAACUUAAAGGACUUUGACACUAAGGAUAAAAGUUCAGCUGCAAGCCUAUGUGAAAGGGGGGAAAAUGCCACCUGGAGAAUUCAGGUACAGUACAGUGUUUAUAUUAAUUUGUACAUUAUACCAGUCAAGCAUGUGGAAAUAUUAAAAUGGAUGAUACUACGUUGUUGUUGUUAUUUAAAAAAGGACAAAAAGUUAUGCUAGGUCCUUUCUCCGUCCUUUAGCUUUGUGACACUCAUACUAUGCAAGGCACCUCCGCUGCCUUGCGGGCAACUCCUUCUGGCAACUCCUGCAGCCAAGCUGUUGCCAAACAUAUUGCUCUGCUUCCUUUGGACCACAUCAGUGAGGCUGAGAGAGGGGUCUUGUCAUCUGUGUAGCCCAGGACCUCCAUUCACACUGCCCAGGCUUGCGCCCUGGAGAGGUCACUUGGGUGCUGAUAAUGCAGCGGUUUGACUUCACCCCUAGAGGGGCACUCCAUUGUCUCUCGAGGCAGACAACAACAGCAGCAGCAACAACGACAACAGCUGCAGUUGACCCAUUUUAUAAAAGGACUGCAUUAUGCUCAUUUACAACAUCUACAUCCCACUUUCCCUCCUUUCUCCCUCUGUUUUAUUGUCACAACAACCAUGUGAGAUAGGUUAGGCUAAGGCUGCAUCUACACAGCUAUAAAAAACCGCUCUGAAAAUGCUCUGGGGAAAAAACGUUGUAAAGCUCACAAUGGAAAAUUUCAUAGCAUUCAGCUCUACAGCGCCAUCUGAUGUCACAGUGUUAUAACGCUUAUAUAUAUAUAUAUUUACUAAUGUAGCUUAGUCCUAAGAGUCAAGGUCACCCAGUGAGCUUCAUGGCCAAGUGGGGAUUUGGCCGCCAGUGUCCUAGAUUGAUACCCGAGUAACCACUAGACCCCAUUGGCUCUAGUUCUAGUUCUAGUCUGAGGCAUACCUAGGGUCCCUUGCAUGCUUGGCAAAGAGCUGUAUUGGUCCCCCCAUCACUUCUCCUGUGUGCGAUCUUGCUGCAAUAGAGCAAUCUGCUUAGCACUAUGCUGAAUUGCUAAUGGAGCAAUCUGCUUAGCACUAUGCUGAAUUCCUUCUUAGGUUAUUGUAAGUGCAACUAACUGCUCAUAUGACUGGCCCCCUCACAUGAACAGUACAGCAGGUAGAUCACAGAUCUUUUCCAGGGCCAGAAAAACAACAGCAGCAAUUACUUUUGUUUGCAACAGCGAUGCCAUGGCUUUGAACAGGAUAUUUGUAAACCAUGCUUUCCCCCAAUAAGGACAUAAGAAAAGCCUUCUGGAACAGGCCGAAACUUUAUUCUAGUUCCAAAUGUGUUUGAUUUCCUAUGUUAUCCUCAUCUUGCAUAUAUUCGCCUGUUCCUUUUUAUUUCUGUUGACUGGCUUCAUUGAAAUAUAAGGACUUGUUUUAUAUUGCAUUUUGGCACAUGUUAUAUGCAGCUCCUAGGGUCUUGAAGGUUCAUAAAUAAAAUGAGCUUGAGCAGACUUAACAAUCUGAUAUUGUUUGGGAUUUGUGGUAUAUCUAUUUUCCAGUACCUACAUAAUGAGAUAGAUCAUUGCAGAGCAUAAUUACAGUUCUGUGUACUGCUAAAAUUCUAGGCUUCUGGAAGAUAUAAUUAAAAAGAAGACUGGAUAGAAAUUACACAGUAUCUGAUUUGCAUUCUCAAUAUCCAUACCCCAUUCAUUGUAAAUGACCUCUGGACAGUUAAGUCCAGUCAAAGGCAGCUAUGGGGUGCAGCACUCAUUUCGCUUUUCAGGCCAAGGGAACUGGCAUUUGUCUGCAGGCAGCUUUCCGGGUCAUGUGACCAGUAUGACUAAACCGCUUCUGGCGCAGCAGAAAACCAUUAGUUAAAAUGGACAAGUUUCUUCACAAGUUGUUAGUGCAACAGCGUGCUUUGCAAAUAUGCCAAGUGAUUUGCUUAACUUAAAUGUUUUGAGUGUCCCUGUUGUUACAGCUCUCAGGACAGUAACAAAAUCAGAAUGGAAUCAAUUUUUCUAAUGAUGUCUUUGUGUCCCACAAAAUAUUACAUUACCUAGUCUGCCUCCUCCACCCUCUAUAACCCUGAAAUGUAAGCUUUGCGUUUUACCUACAUGCUGGGAUGAAUGUAAUCUAGCUCACAACUUCAGCAUUUGCUAAGUUUUAUGGAGAUCAAUAGGCCUCUGCUGCACAGGGACGUAAUUCCUAUUGAUCACUUUGCCAGGUGCAAAGGAUGGAAGUUACAAGCAGCUGGAGAAAUAUUACCGGACUGGAGCACACAUUAUAGUUGCCACAAGGAUGCUCUCCUUACUGAGUGAUGCCUGCCAUGGCUAGAACAAUAAAAUGAGUUCCUGAAUAGCUAGCUUACUAACAUUGGUUUGUUUCUACAAGAAACAAUGCAAAGAUGUGGAUUCUCAGAGCAAAUUAAGGUACGCCUUUUCCUUCGAAAUUAUAGUUAGGGCUCCGUAUCCCAGCUUCAACAUCUCCUUCAUUUGGUUCAGGGAUUUUAUUUCCCAUGUAAGCAGACUCCAUUUCUGCACGUACACCCAAAUCCACACACACCACUUUUAAUACUUCUCCGAGAAACGGAGGGGAGGAAAAAGGAAAACCGGGACAAAAUCGGAAACUGGGAUGGCUUCUGUAAUUCCGGGACUGUGCCUGGAAAAUCGGGACACUUUGGAGGGCAUGAAAUUGGAAUUAAAGAGAUUGAGGCAAAUGUGUGGUUUGGUUUGAAUUUGGCAAUCAAAGCCCAGUAUCCUUACAAAGGAUGCCUCCUGGUGGAGCUGAAAACUGAUAAAACUGGUUUUGUUGGCUGUAUUUUGAAAUGUUUUAAUUAUCACCAGGAAGCCCUUCCCUGUCUGCCAAUGAUACUUUUACUGUAAAUGUCACUACAACUGCUCCAGCUAGUGCAGAAGAGGACAUUAACUCGAUUGGCUACCCAAAGCUGGCUUGAUAAACUCUGCUGAAACUAGAUUUGGAUGCAGACUUAGUGGUUGUUGCGAUGUGUCCAAGGGAACGGGGGCAAUUUGCAGGCCCCCAGCUGGCUCCAGCCCACUGGCCAGCAGCCGGGCGAACUCUGGUCCUUUGGAACAGCAUCAAACAGUGACUCACAGCUUCAGAAGCCUUCAGAAACUUGAGCACGCCUUAACCAGCAGAGUGAAUAACACGCAACAGAAGUGGCCGACAGAGGCAUAUGUAAGGCAUAUUUACAAGCAGUUUAUUCAGCAUAGUUCAGGACAAAGAAAACAUGUCUGCUCUCUUUCAUGUCCAAGAGCAGGAAGCAAAAGCAAAAGCUGUACACAAACGGAAGUUCCCAGCAAGCUGUGCUGGAAUGUAAACAGACAUGUGACGUACAACAGCUCCACACAUAUGUUUAGCUGAAACGGAACAUCAGUAUCCUAACAGAGGUAUCAUUCCAUCUCACCUCACAGCCAUUUACUUCACCACCCUCCCUGUGCUCCAGUAAGAUUGGAAGUAGUACUUGGCACACCACACAUGCUGGUGCACACAAAGUGUUGAAGGAAACCCAAAGGGACAGGUAAAAAGGGGUGGAAAUUCUUCCAGCAUCCCUGAAACAGGACUUUCAGGAGACAGUGAAAGAAAUCAGAAGGUACUGGUGAAACUGGCAUGGCUUUCCCCUCCUUUCGCCAGAGAGAAGAGAUUUUUUUUUGGGGGGGGGAAUUGUGAUCAGCCUAAGUGACAACAAGAAGGCAGCUUUUUAUUGUGAUUUUUUUGCUCCUGAUGAUAUCAAGAUAUUUAUAAGCAAUUUCGCUUUCAGUACUGCUUGCAUCUGCAAUGGUUUGGGUGCAGACAUACUGCUCCAUUUCUUAUUGGUACAUAGUUAUCAUGCUCACCAUCACAACAGUAUUGUUGUUGUUGUUGUUAUUAUUAUCAUCAUUAUUAAUUAAAUAUGUUUAAUGCCCUUCAUCUGAAGAUCACAGAGCAGUUCACAAUAUAAAAACACAAAAAUAAUAACUAACAAAGACAAUAAUGUCUCCCCUUUAAAAGGUCAUAUAUUGUUUAAUUAGCCAAAGUCCUGGGAGAAUAAGAAAGAUUUUGCCUGGCGCCUAAAGAUAUGUAAUGAAGGCCCCAGGAGAGCCUCCCUCGGGAGAGCACACCACAAACAGGGAGCCACUGCAGAAAAGGCCUGUUCUCGUGUUGCCACCCUCUGGACCUCUCAUGGUGAAGGCACACAAAAAAGAGCCUCAGAUGGUCUGGGUUGGUGAUUUGCUUUAAGCCACUCUCUGUCCUUUCAGUUCAGGGGGAGGUUGAAGCAAUAACUGCCACCAGCCAUAACAAGAUGAGCAGAUAAGCAGCACAUUGAGAAUUACCAAGAUUUUCCAAGCACUCUCUUCUCCCAAGCAGUCUGUUCUCCUGUCAUCUCAGCUGAUAGCUACUCAUUAUGCGGUAAAACUAAUAACAUUAAUGCGGGUGAGAGGAUUUGAAGGGCAGGAAGGGGCUUAGUUUUCCCCUUGCCCACCAUGUCCCCUCCAUCUCCCGUUCUCUGGCCACUUCCCUACAGCUCGGUUCAUCCAAUGACAGUAACAACAGUCUUAAAGGGAUACUACCAGGCAGGAGAAGUAUAAACCACCAUCCUUUGAUUUUUUCCCCUAGCAAAUGUCCACCUUCCUCCACCCAGUGCUAACAUUAACUCGGCUAAAAACAUGCAGUCUGCCAAGGCAUACUUUCAGAGAGACACUUUCUCACUCUCCUGUUUGAGACCCAUAGAAAUGCAGUUUUGCAACAGAGAAACGCAGCUGAUUCGCAGGAAGUCUUAUAACCUCCAUUGCCACCAAAUCAGAAUGAAUGCUCAAUAAAUAGGGCUCAUUAACCUCUGGACAAACUUUGUGCAAGCAAAUAGCUAAAGGAACAUGUCAGCAAAUAGAGGAAAGAGGCAAUAUCAGGACUUCGCUCCCUGAUCCUGAGCAGAGGUAAAUAGGACUUGGAAAUAGAAGUAUUUGCAGCUGUUCCGAUGACUCCAAAUGAGUGUUUGAGGGGUUAAAGGGAAGAAUGCUAGUGAAAUGGGUUGUCUCUGCUGCCCUUGCUCUGUAAAUACUUAAGAAGCAUGUAGUGCCACACACAUUUUUUUUGUUGCUGUUAAAAAAAGAUUCCGAACUUUAUGAAUGGAUUGAACAUUGACCAACUUAUGAAAUUGCUCUGGUUUUUCUUUUCUUGGAGGGUUUUAAGGUAUUGUGAGGUGGAGGGGAGGGAGUUGAGGUGGCGGCAAGGCAAGUAGCUGAUCCUAAGCCAAAUGUGCUUAAGGAUGUCUAGUUGAUUUCAAAUGACUUUUAGCAGUAAGUGAGUGCAGGAUCAGGGCCUCUUCAUUAUUUGGUUAAAAGGCAGCUGUAAAACUGGGUGCUUAUUCUUAGCAGGACUCAUACUUUCCAACAUUUCUCUGAUGAAAAUAGGAAUGUCCUAUUUAAAACAACAACAAUAUAUCCCACCCAUCUGUUUGGGUUUCCCCAGCCACUCUGAGUGGCUUCCAACGUAUAUACAAACAUAAUAAAACAUUAAACACUACAAAACUUCCCAAUACAGGACUGUCUUCAGAUGUCUUCUAAAGGCUGCAUAGUUACUUAUCUCCUAGGCAGCGGGGUCACAUAACUCCAACAUUUCUCCGAUGAAAAUGGGGGUGCCCUAAGGAAAAGUGAGACUUUCUGAGAUCAAAUCAGAAACUGGAAGGGUUUCUGUAAAACCCUGGAAAAUAGGGACACUUGGAGAACUGAAGGGACUAAAGUUCAGUUACUUGGAAAUGGAUCCCACAAGCUUCGAUGGGUUUUGUGUCCGUUGGGGGGUUCACUCCCAGAUGUAUCUAUGAAAGGAGCUCAGCAGCCUGAGCCUAUGUAUUCUUCCUUGAUAUGAAAAAGUAAGUCCCACUGAGGCCAGCGGGGCUUUCACCCACCCACCCAAUUCUUCCCCAGAGCUGCUUCAAGGACGAGUUUGCUUUCGCCUUAACUUUGCUUGGCUCCACCCACGUCUGAGAGAUGCGAUACAGCUUGUCAGAAAGCAGGAAGAGCCUCCUGCAAGAUAAGAGCGCGUUUCUUCACUGCAGCCUCCAUGCUCACAGCAGUGGGUCGGAACGACUUGCUUGCCAGAGAAAUGCCCACCCUUUAAAAAGAAAGGGAAAAUCCUGUUUGGGUAAAAGGGGGAAGCCUAGCAGCUGCGUUUAUGCCACACGAGCAGCGUGUUCCUUAAGGUAAGAAACAGGUGUCUUAUGAAUUCCUUUCUUAAGAGGGAGUGUGCGUGUGCAUCUUGGGUGUCUAUGCUGUGUUUAAGACACUGUGUUCAGUGUGACGCUUAUAAGACGGGACUUUGUGGCUGGCUGUGUGUUGGAUGGCUUUGCCAAACCUGUGCCUUCUCUCACCCUUGUCUUCUUCUAAUUUUUCUUAAAAAAAUCCCAGUAUAUAUUGCAGAGAUUGGUUAUGUUAAUUAAGGAAAAGUUGAAGGAGCUCUUAAAUAUAAAAGUUCUUACUUGAUCGGAUUCUGUAUCUAUAAACUUUGUUGCCUUUGUUUCAAUGCAGUGUGUGCUAAUGUAACCAAAUAUUCAAAGUUGUGGGUGGGUAUAUUUGAUGUUAUCUGUUUGUGGGAGGGGCAGACUCUCCACAGACUCUCUGAGUGCCCCUAUUUUCCAGGGACAAUCCUAGAUUUACAGAAGCCAUCCUAGUUUCUGAUUUGAUCCCAGAAUGUCCCGCUUUUCUGUAGCGCGUCCCUAUUUUCAGCAGAUGUUGGAGGGUGUGGAGUUAUGCGGCCCCUGAGCCAAGGAGAUAAGUAACCAUACAACCUUUAGAAGACAGCUGAAGGCAGCCCUAUACAAUGAAGUUUUUAAAAAUGUUGAGUUAUGUUUUUAUAUAUGUUGGAAGCCACCUGGAAGGACUGGGGCAACCCAGUCAGAUGGGCGGCGUAUAAAUAAUAUUAUCGUUAUCAUUAUUGAAUAGGAUGUCCCCAUUUUCAUGGAAGUAAAUGUUGGAGAGUUUGCCUCCAUAAUCUCUAGGGUCAGUAAAGAGCUAGAAUUUGAGCCAACUCGCAAAUUCACGAAGUACACAAAGUUUAGUUUAGUUUAGUUUUAAAGCCAAGCACUGUUUUGUUCAGUUUAGGAUCACAAGUCCAGACAUCUGUGUACAGCUAGCAAGGGAUAAGCCAAGUCUUUAAUGUGACAAAAGGUGUUGAUGGCCCGUGUUGAGGAGGAAUCUUUGGUCCUCGGCAGACAGAGGUUGCCAAGUGAUGGGGUGGGCAUGCUAGGUGACAGGAAAAGAGUGGGCUUGGGUCUUAGCAAGGUGUGCUGGGAACAAGGAGGGAGAACAAAGGCAGUUUCUGACUGUAGAGGCUGCAACCCAGAGACUGGGGAGCAUAGCUGGCUGCUCUGGACUUAAGCUUGCUGAAGCUGUGAGAGGAACAAGGAGAGACACUCUGGAGAUGCAAUGCUGUGAACUCUAUUCGUCUCCAUCUAGAUCCAGGUGUAAAAUGAACCAUAUAUCUUAAAAAGCUACAGCCUCUGAAUUUUCAACGGAGUGUUUGGAACUUCCCUGAAUCUUGCUGCUGCUCCUCAGAGAUUGGAGUGGUGUGUACCAAUGUAGGGCUUGCUGAUCGAAAGGUCGGCAGUUCGAAUCCCCGUGACGGGGUGAGCUCCCAUUGUUCAGUCCCAGCUCCUGCCCAUUAUUAUUAUUAUUAUUAUUAUUGCACCUAGCAGUUCGAAAGCAUGUCAAGUACAAGUAGAUAACUAGGUACUUCUCUGGUGGGAAAGUAAACGGCGUUUCCGUGCGCUGCUCUGGUUUUCAAGAAGCGGCUUAGUCAUGCUGGCCACAUGACCUGGAAGCUGUCUGUGGACAAAACCAGCUCCCUCGGCCUAUAGAGUGAGAUGAGUGCACAACCCCAGAGUCGUCCAUGACUGGACCUAAUGGUCAGGGGUCCCUUUACCUUUAGGAGAGGGCACUUGACAGUGGGAAGAAAACGUGUGUUCACUAGAUCCAUGGUUUUCAAACUUCCUACCUUCAGGGAGUCCUUUCUGUACUGACAGGUAAAUCAAGAAACUCCAGAGCUACAAGGAGGAUUCUAGUUCCUGUGUGUUGUUGGGUUUGUGCUUGGGUUAGGAAAGACAUUGGUUGGCCUGUCAGGCUGCUCCAUGUGUGUAAAAUGAGGGUGAACCUUGCAGGACACCCCAACAUUUCCCUGCAGUUGUUUGUCACAAGGCAAGAUCAGGAGUCGGGAACAAACCUUGCGGGGACGUUUGUUUUCCUUUUACAGAUCAUCUUAUGAUUAUCUGAGGGUUUCCUGGAAUGUAGUGUGACAACGACAGGGUUAGGGAAAUAUGAACUUGUAUCCUCUUUCAAUAGAAAGCAACAUGUUAACAAGAUAUCAUGGCUUCUGGGAAGUUAUGUAUCAAUAUGGCCAAAAUCCCAUUUAUUGUGAAACAAGAAAUAAUAAUUGUGUGUGGAUCAAGGCAACAUGGAUUAAAUUGUUUGCUCUUGGGUUCAUUAGUAAGAUAGUAUAUGAUACAUAGUAAUUUGCUGGAUACUUUUGGCGAUUUUCCUGUGACUUAUUGUAACAAAACCAGUGGUUACAAUUAUUAACAUUCUUACAUGUAUAUAUUUUUAAAACACAUGUAAAGUAUUUGCAUGAAACACACCAUAGUCUGUAAGUUGAGGGGUGCACUUGAGCAGUGAGAAGCAUUAAAUUAUCUUGGCCAGAUACGUAGAAGUCAAACAGUGUGGUGGCAAUUUCAAACCUUUCUAAAAACAGCCACCAAAAUGUAGGAAGUUUCUUAAGCAGAAGUUCCUGGAGAAGGUCAUAGGAAAGAUGAAUCAUGGUGGAAGUGGUUACUGAAACAAUUGGCUUCUCAAACUGGCAAAUCAAAGCUGUCUAUAUUUCACAACAUGGUGAGAUUCUCCCAAAUUCUUCACUGUAGUUGGAUGGGUGGGGACAGGGCUUUUUUUCAGCCAGAACUUGCCAGAACUCCGUUCCGGCACCUCUCAGGUGGGCGCCAUUGUCAUUAUAAGAGAACGAGGGAGUUAUUCAUGGUACGUUCUGGCACUGGGUGAGGAGAAAAUAUGUGCACCAUGUGUACAACUUGUCAGAAUGUCUGACUGUGAAGACCUUAAGGGACUGUUCAUAGAUACAGGCAGUUAAACACCAUUGAUUGGCUCUGAGGCAAGUGUGCUUAGUACUGCAGCUGUAUAGCUGGAAAAAUCUCAUUGUGAGAACUUUCUGGGUUGCAAAUGCUUUCUAAAUGCUUUCUAAACAACUACCUGACAUUCAGAAGACAUCUUAAGGCAGCCCUGUUCAGGGAAAAUUUUAAUGUAUGACAUAUUAGUGUAUUUUUGGUAUUUGUGGAAGCCACCCAGAGUGGCUGGGGAGACCCAGCUAGAUGGGCGGGGUACAAAUAAUAAAUUAUUAUUAUUUCUAAAUCUUUCCUGUCCUAGGUGUCACAUGUGGAUAGACUAGGUAACUGCUAAAACUUAGCUUUCCCCAGCUAUUUAUUUAUUGAGCUGAUCUUAUUAAUGGCUUUUUAUCUUGCUUGUUGGACAAUAUUCCAUUGGAAACUUUGGGUUUUCGAUGCAUUUUUCAAACCACAGACACCUUUUAUAAAGUGGAUUUGUUGCACUUGGGCACUGGAACACAAAAGCUGUGCAAACCUGCAGUUCUGGUAUGCAAUUAUAUCCAUCCUGCAAAAUACUGACAAUCUGGAGGCACCCAUACACACAGCACUCAGAUCCUUUGAGGAAGGUAGGCAUAUGAAUGCGGUGGAUGGAUAAAUGAAACACUAGACCUCUACUAACAACCUUGCAUUUCAUAGUUACUGUGGUUUAAUAGCCACGAAUGUUUCUCAGUGAGAAUGGGUCUCAGUAAGUCAUAACUUGGAAGGCUGAACCUGAACACAAACUGAUGCACUUCUUGUGGUGUGUGUGUGUGUGUGUGUACCUCUGUACAAUAAUUUUCUGGUCCACUUUCAGUUAGAUCCAAGUUUCUAAAAGGCUCAACUAAUACUGUCUCCUGUUAGUUUCUACACAGGCUUAUCAGGUGUCAAACUCUGCUGUGGCUUAGCCUUCAGUAUGGAGUUUAGUUUGCAAAGUCCAAACUGGUCAUCUUGGUGUUGCAAUAACUGAAUAAUCUGGAUUUGUUGGUAGCAAACAAAUGACAGCAUUAUUUAACAUUCUUAAUGUGUUACCAUUCAUUCAUUUGUUCAUUCAUUCAUAGCACACUGUUGCUUAGCGUUCCUUACAAUUAUGCCAUUCUUUUUUCUUUUUUUUUGUAGUAGAACGAACAGGUUUAUUCUAAAGGCAGUUCUCCUUUAAUUAAGCAUUUAAUGCUGGCACAUUCAGGGCAUUCAAGCAAAAAUCUAGCAUAGAUGGGAGAACCAAGAUAGGUAUGGGAUUUCCUCUUGCAAAUGCCAUCAAUGAACUCAAGUGACUAUACUUUUUUUGUGUGUCAAAGCAGGUCCCUAGGAUUCUGCCUAGAUUUAAGUUACUACUUAGAUGAUGGGAAAGGACCCUGUUCCUGAAACCCAUGCCAAGGUCCUUGCUGCAGUUCUGUAGAGAUAUGUGAAUAUGUGCAGUUAUUAGACUAUCACACGGUAAUUUUUAAAGGGAUAGUUAAAUUUCUGUUCUUGUUCAUUCCUUCUAAGGAUGUGGUCAGUUUACUUAGAGUGCCCUAGCUGUCCACAUUGACAUGACUCUCUGGUUGUGUACACAUACCAGAAGGUGUUGACACGAUGGAGAUAUCUUUACCCUGUGCAAAGGAGUUCACACCCCAGCUAUAGGUGAAUUAGGAAAAGUGUAAGCCAGGGUUUCCCAACCUUAGGUCUCCGGCUGUUUUGGGACUACAACUCCCCUCAUCCCUAGCUAGCAGGACCAGUGAUCAGGGAUGAUGGGAAUUGUAGUCCCAAAGCAGCUGGCGACCCAUGUUUGGGAAAUCCUGGCCUAAUGACUCCAAAGCUGGUUUGAGAAACAAUGCAUGAAACUGUAGCACCUUAUAACAAAGUACAGGAUGCAUAUUCAUGUUAGAUUGUGUCAUGUGAACAUGGAUUAAAAACUCAGCACAGGAAACAGUGAGUGUGCUGUUGAUGGGAAUGUGGACACAGCCUUGGCUAUCAUGUGUUGUCUUUCUACCUCCAAGUUGAUAUUCUUAUCUAAGCCAGUGUGGGCUUGCAUUCAACUAACUUUUACUCAGGGUCAACCCGCUGAAAUUAAUGUCCAUGACCAAGUUGGGUCCAUUCAUUUCAAUGGAUCUACCUUGAGGAAAGAUUAGUUGAAUGCGACCCAUAGCUUCUCUUGAUUGCUUCUUCAGGACCAGUUGUAAGUGGUUUGCUUCCUUGCUGACUGUCUUCCCCGCAUGGGGAAUUCCUAAGCCUUGUCUCCCGAGUGACUUUGUUUUUCCACCCUGAUGAUUUAUGUGACACAUAGUUUUUCACAUUAAUGGCUGUCUUUUGCCACGAAAAUGUGAGUCCAUUCAUCUUUUCACAAACCUUUUGGAAAGAUUAAAUGUGAAACUAAGCUUGACUGUUUGUAUCUGUAUUUUGAACAAGAGUGUCUCUGUGUAAGGGAGAAAAAUAAUUACCUCAUGGCUAUCAACCAGUGAUACAGCUUGGUAACUUUAGUCCAUGGACUUAAUGGUUUGUGUGUAUUUUAGAUGGCCAUGUCUGUUUGUGUGUAUUGUAGACAGCACAUUAACAUUCCCCUUUUACCCUCUGCCACCAUUCCAUGCUUUUGCAACUGGUUCUACAUCCCUGAGAUACCCGAGGAAAACAAAAGUAUGCUAGUCAUGAUAAAAAAGAAAAGAAAAAAGGAAUAUCCCUGAGUGUGUGCAGUUUUUUUUUUUUUUGAAGAUUGGAAAAUGUUUAUUGAAUAUAUGGGAAAUAACUGUGUACAGCUAAAAACAAUGGCAACAUUAAGAUAAAUCCAACAGUGUAAAUAAGUUGUGAUGGAUAUAAUAAUGGAAUACUGAUUGGUAUAGUUUUCUAUAAAAUAUGCAGGGAUUUAGGAUACGUAAAAUGAACCAUGGAAAGAGAAGAAGGGAAGUCAUUGAUAUCUUAAGGAUGUAAAAAUAAGUACUUUAAAUUGUAAAAACAGAAAAUUUAAUCAUGUGCUUUAAAUGGAUGGUACGUACAUAGGAUUUGAAUCACACACCCGUCACACAUAGUUUCCUGAUGAAGCUAAAGAACUUUGAAACUAUUUUCCAUUUUGGAAUUGACUUUGUGCUCCUUUUCAAACCGCAAGUUGAUUUUGCCGCCCAAAUUGCCUGACAUUGUGACCUGAGGAUCAGAUGGUCUCUCUUCUUCUUCUUCUUCUUCUUCUUCUUCUUCUUCUUCUUCUUCUUCUGCUCCUCCUCUUCCCAGACAUUUCUUAUAAAUCUGAUAACAGUUUUGCAUUUUAAACUUGUGUGAAUCAUAUCACUACUUUGGGAGGUGGGGGGCAGAGAAUGAGUUUGCUUCUGCUGUUCUGAUCUGAAAUAUAUUUAUUUGGGAAUACAUACUGCAUCUUAAAAAGCAGAGACAUCACCUUGCCAACAAAGGUCCGUAUAGUUAAAGCUAUGGUUUUCUCAGUAGUGAUGUAUGGAAGUGAGAGCUGGACCAUAAAGAAGGCUGAUCGCUGAAGAAUUGAUGCUUUUGAAUUAUGGUGCUGGAUGAGACUCUUGAGAGUCCCAUGGACUGCAAGAAGAUCAAACCUAUCAUUCUUAAGGAAAUCAGCCCUGAGUGCUCACCGGAAGGACAGAUCCUGAAGCUGAGACUCCAAUACUUUGGCCACCUCAUGAGAAGAGAUAAGACUUCCUGGAAAAGACCCUGAUGUUGGGAAAGAUGGGAGGGCACAAGGAGAAGGGGACGAGAGAGGACGAGAUGGUUGGACAGUGUUCUCGAAGCUACCAGCAUGAGUUUGACCAAACUGCGGGAGGCAGUGAAAGACAGGAGUGCCUGGCGUGCUCAAGUCCAUGGGGUCAUGAAGAGUCGGACACGACUAAACAACUAAACAACAACAACCAUUCUUUUGUAGAAGAGAUUUUUUUAAAGCAUAAGAAUAAUAAAACAAGAAUUCCUAAUGCAUCUGCCCUAUACAUUUAAAGCAGUAUCAUGCUGCUUUAAACAGUCAUGGCUUCCCUCAAAGGAUCCUGGGACUGUUGUUUGUUAAGGGUACUGCUACCCACGAAGUUAGAGUUCCUACGAAGAGGGAUUGAUUGUUAAAUGCCUCUGUGAAUUAUAGUUCUGUGAAUAGGGGGAGUCUCCUAACAACUCUCAGCACCCUUAACAAACUACAGCUCCCAGGAUUCUUUGGGGGUGGGGGGAAGCCAAGGCUGUUUAAAUAAUGCUUCAAAUGUACAGUGCAGCUGAGGCCUAACUGGCUGCUUCCUGACUAUAAAGUUGUAUUUAAAAAUAUGAGGGAACAGGGAAUAUCAUGGUGGGUCAUGUGACCAUUCUGGCCCAGGUGCAUAUACCUAGGCUUUUCACUGAUCUCCCACCAUCAGCUGCUGUCUGGGGUCAUUAGCACCCCCCCUGGGCUCAAGGCUCAUGUCCUUGGCUUUGAGGUCCAGCCUUAGCUGCACCAUGGCCAAUGAUAACCAAGGUCAAGUGCAGCUUAUGAAGCCUGCACAUCAAAUUCAGCCCGUCUAUGUUUCAUUAAUUUGUGACAAUUUCAGCUAAAUGGCCGAAUGGUAGUCACAGACCAUGUCACCUUUUCCCUGCUAGCAUAAGAGAUGAAUUGCUCAACAUGGAGUGCGAAACAAUUGCUAAUAUUAAAAGGCUGGAUGCUUCCAAAGCUUCAAUUCCUGGUGUAUCACUGAUGCUGCAAGACACCGUGAGAUUAGCUUUCAUUUUGGGUCUCUUAAGGCAAGUUGGAUAUGGUUUGCUUGUCAGCCAGUUGUUUGCUGUUAUCAUGAAUGCCUUAUGUCUUGGGAGGAGCAAUCGCUAGGUCAGGAGUCUAAUCUUCAAAGCUAAGAAGCGUUGACUCCUCUCCAUAUUACGUUUAUGUCUCGACUCCAUUAGACUAAGUAUCCUGACCGAUGAUGUCUUUGUUUCCUCAGGUAUGAAUUGAUACUUCUAUCUAAAUUGUUCUGAAAUUGUUCUCCACAGUCCUUGAGCUUAGGGUUGCAGACCAGCCAAUUGGAUCUUGAAUGAAGGCAAAGAGACUGCCGUAUUUACUUUUCUAAGUGGAAUAACCUUUUUGCUUAAUUCUAGAAUUCAGAGUGUGCAAAUUACUGCGCUAAUUACUGGUGCAGUAAUAGAAUUGCGAGUGCACAACAGCAGUUUGGAAGCCCCUCUGUUUCUCACCCCACAGCCCAGGGCAUCUUAGCUCCUUGUUCUUAGUUUCCUCUGAUAUUUUCCUUACCCGGCUCUCCAGUUCUAAACCUGUUUACCUGUUUAGUAUCCUUUUCUGCAAAAAAUAUUAUAACAAUUAUUAUAUAUUUAUUUAUUUAUACCCUGCCUUUCCCCCGACAGGGACUCAGAGCAGCUCACAGAUAAAAUAAGAACAGUUUAAAAAACCCAUUUCCCAUUCCUGCAUUAUGUGUAAGCCUUUUUCUGUCCAAAAGUUCAUGUCCCUCACUGUGUAUAGAAGCUGCUCUGUAGGGAUUUCAUCGCUGAUACUCUUGCUCAGCAGUUGAAAUGUGUGUGAACAUUCCAUGCCAUUGCAUUACCUCUGAAAGGGCUUGGAGAUAAGGCUUUAUAGGUGACGCUUUUAGUCUGUUCAGUCUAUGUGCUGCAUGGCAUAAUUAUCAGUAUUGGGAGUGGAGAAAAAAUCAUGCUUAAUGGUUACAUCCAGAUUGUCUCUAUUUUGUGGAUGGGAUUCCAUCACAUACCAGCAUUUUCAAGUUGUACAAAUUCAGGAUUUGGUGCUCUUGUGCAACAAACCUGCUUCCAACUUGCCCUCCCCAAAGUAAACAAUAGUUGGUUUAAAAAUUAUCCAUGCUGUCAAAUAUAAAUUUUAGUAACUGUGGCAUCACUCACUGGAAUAGAUUCACAUGAAAUUUGGGUUCCAAUGCACUGGCUUAGUUUCUGAAUAUUUGGAUGAAUAACGGAUUGUCUUUCGAAAUUAAAUUAAAAUGGAAAUGAGAACAGAUCUUCCUUUGGAGUAUAGCUAAUAGACAGAGGAGAUAAUGCAAGUCAAAACAUGUAGGAUUGAUUGGUUUGUGCAGUGCCUGUACCUUUUCAAAAUUAUUACAGGCAGCUAAAGGAAACAGCCACUUUAGGUCUCUAAAUUUUGAAAGUGUGGGAGGAUGGUGGACAAAGGAAUUGGAGAGUCAGUGUAGUGUAGUGUAGUGUAGUGUAGUGUAGUGUAGUGUAGUGUAGUGUAGUGUCUAGAGUAACUCUGGAGACCUGGGUUCAAAUCCCAGCUCUGCCAUGAAGCUCGCCAUCUUCAGCCCAACCUACCUCACAGAGUUGUUGUGAAGAUAGAUCCAGAAAUAGUCUAUAGAAAAAGAUCUGGUAAUGUAGCUGGGCGGAGCUCCUUCCUUUAAAGAGGGGAGGGAUGCACAGCAAUGGCCUGUUUCUCCCGGUCAUGGCUUAAAAAAAAUAAAUCUGCUGCUUUCGAAAAUGUUUCUGGGGGACUAAAACUUUGUUUCUUUUCUGUAGAUGGAGUCUCCUGGAGUAGCUUUGAUGCUCUGGGUCCUCGCCUGCCUUUCUGGCCCAUCAACCGGCUUCCCAAAUGGCAAAGUAACAGAGGCGUGCAAGACUAUGAUGCCCCUACAUGGACACUCUUUGCCUCAGCGCUUCCCAAGGCACACCGUUGAAGUAAAUGUGACGGAGUUCAAGCCAGGGGACCGCGUGAAAGGUACUGUGAUCUUCUUGCCUCACUACCGUCUGCGGCAAAAAGGACAUAACGCUCACUGCUUCUGUGAUUGCUGCUGCCGCCUUCUUCAGAUACUUGGGUGCAGUGCUCCAGGUUUUGUGGGGCCCUUCGGUGAAGGGCCCUCAGUCCCAUCCCCUUGCCAGUGUCAUUCUUGCCCAUUUGAUUUCCUUCUUCGUCAGGGCCAGUGCCGGAUUUACGUACAGUGGUACCUUGGGUUACAGACACUUCAGGUUACAGACUCCGCUAACCCAGAAAUAGUACCUCAGGUUAAGAACUUUGCUUCAGGAUGAGAACAGAAAUCGGGUGGAGGGGGCGCUGUGGCAGAGGGAGGCCCCAUUAGCUAAAGUGGUACCUCAGCUUAAGAACAGUUUCAGGUUAAGAACGGACCUCUAGAACGAAUUAAGUUCUUAACCUGAGGUACCACAGUAUAAGCUAAACAAGCUACAGUGGUUGCUUGGGUUGCGAACUUGAUCCGUGUGGGAUGCACGUUCACAACCCGCAGUGUUCGCAACCCACGUCUGCACAUCUGCGCACGCUUGGGUUGCAAUUUGGUGCUUCUGCGCAUGCGCAAAGCGCGAUUUAGCGCUUCUGCGCAUGUGCAAUCGCCGAAACCUGGAAGUAACCUGUUCUGGUCUUCUGGGUUUCAGCAGUCUGUAACCUGAAAAAACGCAGCCUGAAGCGUCUGUAACCCGAGGUAUGACUAUAUAGCUUGGCCCCCCCACCAAAAAAAUGUAAAGAAAAAAAACUGGAUGUACAUUUCCAAAAUAUAAGAUAAAAAACAAAAUAAAACCUACAUACAGCAACAGUGUUUUGUGUUGUGUAGGCUCCCAUGAUGUAAGUAAUGGGCCCCGCCUGCUAGUCUGCUCCCUAAAAUAUCACUGGUUAGAUAUCUGUUAGGUCCAUAAAUUACCAUAUAGCAUAUAUUCAACACAAAAACAGCAACAAAUUGUUGCUGACAAAGGACAGCUGGACAUAUAAAGGGCCCCAUUACCUUCAGUAGCUUAGGACCUCAUCAAACCUAAAUCCGGCCCUGGUCAGGGCCUAAUCGACACCACUGUUAGGCGGAGAGAGCAAGGUGUAUAGAGGCUGCAGCAGGACGUGGGUGGUGCUGUGGUCUAAACCACUGAGCCUCUUGGGCUUGCCAAUCGGAAGGUCGGCGGUUCGAAUCCCCACAACGGAGUGAGCUCCCAUUGCUCUGUCCCAGCUCCUGCCAAUCUAGCAGUUUGAAAGCACACCAGUGCAAGUAGAUAAAUAGGUAAUGCUGUCACGGGAAGCUAAAUGGUGUUUCCAUGUGCUCUGGCUUCCAUUGUGCCAGAGGCGGUUUAGCCAUGCUGGCCACAUGACCCGGAAAGCUGUCUGUGGACAAACACCGGCUCCAUUGGCCUGAAAGCGAGAUGAGCGCUUCAGCCCCAUAGUCGCCUUUGACUGGACUUAACCAUCCAGGGGCCCUUUACCUUUUUACUUUUUUUAGAGGCUGCAGCUGCUCCUUCCUCUUGCGCUUGGCCUUGUUUAUAGUGGGCAGAGGAGACAGAGUAGACAUGAGGAGACAGAGCCACUCAGGAGGAACAGAGGCAGAGACAGAGGACUGGUGGUGAUGUGGGCCUCAGUGGCCUGGCUGUUGUUUUUCAUAAUUAUUAUAUUUCUUACCAGAAGGUGUCAGUAGUGGCCCCAAGAAAACCACUUGCAGCAGCAGAACUACCAGCACGGCUCCCUCAGCUGAUGCCUGUGCUGGUUCUAUAGAGAAGGAGGCACGCUUUCGUAUACUUGAGGGCCAAGUCAUUUAGGGCUUUAAAUGCUAAUUUGAACAGCUUGAUUUGGGCUCGGAAGGUACUAGGUAAGCUGUGCCCAGCCAACAAACCUAGCUUCUGCAUCAGUUGCACCUUCAAGGGAAGCCCCAUGCAGAGUGCAUUGCAGUAGUCUAGUCUGGAGGUUACAAGAACAUGAGGUACUGAAACGUUUACAAGGAAUCUUAGACCAGCAGCUCACAGUUCUUAACAGCAGGUAGGGAGAAAGGUACGCCCAGCUCCUCCCUUUCCUGGAAACAUAGAGGCAGGUAGGUGCUGGCGACAUAACUAGAGCUUAUUAAUAGCCAUCUCUUCCCUCGUUCUCCUGGUUUCAGUUAGUUUGUCCGGACCUCUGUUUGAAGGAUUUUUUCUACAAGCCCGCAGUGCUGAGAACCUGGAGGGGCCUGCCAUUGGCUCCUUUGCCCUAGCUGACAGGAAAAGAUCUCAGGUCCUCACCUGUGGGCGUGUUAAGGUAAGAGUCCCUGCAUCUUCCAGAUGGCUUUGGCAAGCAGGUUUCUCUAUUAGUUCCAAGUGGAUUAGGUCCUCCCAGCAGCAGAAUAUGCUGUUGCUACUUUUCCCCGCCUGCAUCUGCUUGGCAUGGCAUAGGAGAAAUAAAUUGUAUGAGUAUGAAAAUACCCUUUUCUUUUUCUUUUAAGAUUUAUAAAUGAAACUGGCAGAAGUUUGGCUUGGGAUGAAUGUUCUCCUUUACUGGCAACAAUUAAAUGUUAGGACUCCCCCUGCUGGGCUAUCCAUGUGAAAGCGCAUUAAUGGUUGCUGCUAGACGGCAAUUUUUAAACUUAGCUUUUAGUUUGUCUUUCCCAUAGCAUAUGUAACUAGAUUACCUUAGUGGACCUCAGAGCAAAGUCACUUCUCCUUUGUAAUAUAUAUAGCACAGCAGCCCAUCUUGUUACAAAUGUAUUAAAAAACCAAAACAACAAAUUUCUAGGUUUCCUUUUUCAGAAGGUGUUCCAGAAACUGCUUCCAAAAUUGUUUUCAAACUUUUUCUAACAUGGAGUUUCCUGGGGUAACUGGCAUAUGCCUUGACCACUAAGUAAUCAUUAUAAUAAUCAUUAUUUUCAUCAUUUCGUAAGACACAUAUGCAGAUCAACCCCAAGCCUGAACUGAGCUUAUGUGAAUGUACUAUGAAUUAAAAUUCAUGUGACUCUACUCUGAUGUCAUGGCUAGAUGUGGGGAAACUUAGGUUCAAACCUUGCUUGGAUUAUAAAGAUCCCCAGAUGAUCACACCUAGAUUUUUCUCCUGCCAUUGGUAGCAGUUAGUGUUGGCAGAGAAAUAUUUUUCUUCUAAUCCAUACUGAGCUUCAUGACCUCUUUAGUAUGUGAUGUUCAUAAGCCUACGAUACAAGCCAAAUAUUAAAAUGCAACUUGUGGUAGACUGCUUUAAUCAUUUAGAUGAUUCAUGAAUGGAGUAGUUUGCAUUAUCUCACUGGUAAUGCUUAAAUGGGGCAUUUGUUUGUUACAGAAUUCAGCUGUCAGCCAUACAAGUAAAUCCAAGAAAAGCCAUCUAGAUGCUUAUUGGAUUGCUCCUAGAGAUGCACCAAAGAGAAUACAAUUUCUGUAAGUAUGAAUAAUAAAGACAAAUUCAGCUAUAGCUGGAAUCUUCUGAUCGAGUGUUCUUAGGUUAGUCUCCUUUCAAAACUUAUACAGUGGUACCUCGGGUUACAUACGCUUCAGGUUACAUACGCUUCAGGUUACAGACUCCGCUAACCCAGAAAUAUUACCUUGGGUUAAGAACUUUGCUUCAGGAUAAGAACAGAAAUUGUGCUCCGGUGGCAUGGUGGCAGCAGGAGGCCCCAUUAGCUAAAGUGGAGCUUCAGGUUAAGAACAGUUUCAGGUUAAGAACGGACCUCCGGAAGGAAUUAAGUACUUAACCCGAGGUACCACUGUAUACAAAAACAGCAAUACUGCUAUGAAGAAGAUGUGACUCAGUGGGAGAUCAUCUCCUUUGUAUGUAGCAGGUCCUCAGUUCAAUUCUUCUUCUUCUUCUUCCUCCUCCUCCUCCUCCUCCUCCUCCUCCUGUACCACCUCCUCUUCCUCUUCUAAUUUUUGUAGCGCCCUUCAUCUGGAGAGCACAAGGUGCUCUAUAAUACAAAAAAUCCCCAGGUAGGGCUAAGAGAGAAACCUGUCUGAAAUCUUAAGAGAGCUGCUGUCAGCUAACAUAGACAACAAUGACCUGACUCUGUAUAUAGCAACGGGUGGUGCUGUGGUCUAAACCACUGAGCCUCUUGGGCUUGCCAAUCAGAAGGUUGGCAGUUCAAAUCCUCAUGACAGGGUGAGCUCCUGUUGCUCUAUACCAGCUCCUGCCAACCUAGCAAUUCAAAAGCACACCAGUGCAAGUAGAUAAAUAGAUACCACUGUGGCGGGAAGGUAAACGGCGUUUCCGUGCGCUCUGGUUUCCGUCCCGGUGUCUCAGUGCACCAGAAGCGGUUUAGUCAUGCUGGCCACAUGACCCAGAAAGCUGUCUGUGGACAAACGCUGGCUCCCUUGGCCUGAAAGCGAGAUGAGCCCCACACCCCAUAGUUCCCUUUGACUGGGGGUCCUUUACCUUGACCUUUUUAAUAGCAACUUCCUAUGUUCCUAUAAGUCUUGAACAUAUUUCUGUUCUGAGUACAGGGCUUCCCUCUUUUAAAAGCCUGCUUCUAAUAUUCUCUAAAAGGAAAUCAAUAUAAAUAUGACUUUAAAAAAUAACAUUACUGUUGUAUCACCAAAACCACUGUUGCAUCUAUAUUCCUGUGGCUUUCAAAAUAUUUAUUUUAGACUUCUCUUUCCUGAAAGCUGUCAUGUUUCAGAUGUUAAGAGAUGGCUCACCUCCACUUAUUCAAUGUUUUUAUUUGCUUUUGCAGAGGAUGAAGCCCAUUGGUGAUGGGUUUCUCUGUCUGUGGGGCAAGGCUAGUUGAAACCUCUGCAUGACAAGCUUGUGACCUUGUUUUGAUUUUCUGCAGCAGCCUUCACCAACUUGGUGCUGUCUAGAUGCUUUGAGCUACAGUUCCCAUCAAGCCCAGCCAGCAGGACCACAAUGGUUGGGGCUGAUGGGAGCUGUAGUCCAAAGCAUUUGGAUGGUGGAGGCUGUUUGACACACAGAGCUUGCUAAUAUUUGCAGGGAAAUGUACCAACCAAGUCUUCGGUGUGCACAUCUUUCUCCAUUGUCCAACUAAACACCUGCUAUCUUCUCCACCAAUUUGAAACUCUGGGUGACAGGCCCAUGCCACCGUGACAGGUGGCAACCAUUACUCUCUUGCAAUGGUAUAAGGUCAGAGAUUAUUUCCUGGUAACUUAACACCUGAAUAAAUAUGUAGCAGUCUUUCCCCAACUUGGGGCACUGCAGACAACUGCUGUCAUGCCUGACCAUUGGUCAUGGUGGCUGGGACAGAUGGAAAUGGACCCCCAACAACAUCUUGAGGGCAUCAGGUUAAAGAAAGCUGGCCCAAAACAUCUGUUUUGGAUUUCAGAAAGGACUUGUUCUAUGCGGAAGAGAACAGUACACAAUUUUGGUUCAAAUCUCGCUUUUGUCUUGUUUGCAGAGUCACUGUUGUAGAAAAAUUUAGAGUAUUUUGGGUAAAAAUUCCAGGUCCUACAAUCUCCCAGUCCAAUACACCAACCUUGGCAACACCUGUGGUGACUGAGGUGACUGUUGGAACUUCUCUGCCUGUUUCUCAUCUCACCCAACCAGUAAGUAGCGCUGAGCUCGUGAACGGAGCUGUUUGGAUUUUAGUAAAAUGUGACUUCAUCAGGGAAGAUUGCAGCCUGAAAAAGAGUUGGGGCAUCCAGUCACACACACACUAAGUGUCUAGGGUUGCUAUAUUUCCAAAAGUAAAAACCAGGAUACCCCAAAAGCGUUUUUUAGGAAGACCCCAAAGUUGUCGAAAACGCAAACCCCCCAUGAUUUCUCGGUUUACUUGCCGAAGAUCCAGGACAAUCCGCCGCUUUCUGGAAAUUCCCCCCGAAUGUCACUUUCGCCUUUGAAAUCCCAAUAAUGUCCAGGAAAUCCCAGACGUAUGGCAGCCCUAUAAGUGCCCCUUUGACCCAUGCUGAAGGACAGCCCCAACUACACUUUGCAUCAGCCUUCUCAGCUGACUGACUGGUGUGUGCUAAGGAAUGCAUGGAUUGGCUCCAAACCACCAUAGCCAGAUGACUUUUAUAUCUCCAGAUAUCUAUCUGCAUCUUGGUGCAUGGUGCCAGAAUGCACCAUAACUCCUCACUAGAUGUGCUUCCAGGGCUAUAAUUUUGUUCAAACUGCAUGUCCUCCCACUCCUGGUGGUGGACAUGUGUCACUGGAAGGAGUGUGUAAUAUGACUAGGCCUUAUCACAUCUUGGUCACACGAAUUAUGUAUUGGCUGAUAAUAUUUCUUGCGUUAAGAAUCUUCAUGACAAAUGGGGCUCAAGGUGAUCUGAAGUCUUAUGCCUAAGGCUCAGCAUUUUUCCCUGUUCAAUGCCUAAUCCUUGGCUCAAAUGCAAGUGCAGAAAUAGAUGCCAGCCUUUACACAGAUUUUCAAACCAUGAAACCACACUUUUAAUCCUCUUCAUGAAUCGAUUGCAUCAGUCAUCUGGUUUCUAUUGAAUCUUGUUUGCCUUUUUGGGUAGCAGCUAUAGAUUAGAUUUCCUUUCAGUCUUCUUGUCUCUUGUCAAGUACUGUAUUAACCAUCAUUCCCGCCAUUUCAAAAACUUAGAUGAAUCUUGUUGCCUCCAAUACUGAACUUUAGGGUAACCUCUUUAAAUGAUUAUUUGCUGUAGUGUGGGUUUUUUUGCACUUGGCCUCCUGCAAAAUGAACAGACAGUAUUUCAUUCUUUCUCCUCAUUAAAAUCCAUAGGGACCUCCUUUUUAAUCUUUACAGAGCUUGUGUAAUUAUCUGGAGCAGUUUGGUAUGAUUCAGAAAGCCUUUAAUUAUACUCCUGCUAAUGCAAAGUUUCGAGCAAUUAACAGAGCUGCCUGACUAAGACAAGAGUGGGAUUGUAGUGUGCACCCAAAAUUACAAAGUUUGAACGAUGUUGAUUUGAGGCUUGCAGCUUAAUAAUGGCCAGAGAAACUAACUGUAAUUGCUGGGUAGAAAUCUGAGGUUGUGGGAAACAGUUUCCCGUUAAAAUCCUGCAACGAUGCGAGUGCAUUUUCCAGAACGUCAGCCAUUUCUCAAGUAGUGAUCUAUUAGGUAAUGUAAUUUGGCUUCUUGUCUCCCUUAGUUCAGUGCAUUGGACUGUGGCAGCAACAAAUUCUGUGUGAGAAACCCUUCCGACUGUGAUCCUGGAGCCCGCAACUGCUUCUUUCUGUCUUUCAAACGAGACCAUGUCGAUUUGAUUGUGGUGGAAAUGAGUGGUCCUAGCGAUGGCUAUAUUGCAUUUGCACUGUCCAAUGACCAGUGGAUGGUUUGUAAACAUUAUUUUCCAUUCGGAUCCUACUGCCAAUCUGGGGAAUUUGCAUAGUCUUCUGGAAAUAAGAUUGAACCAUAAAAAGCCAGAAUAUACUUGAGCGAGGGAGCUGCAAUUAGCUAGAAGUUCCCUUCCAUGAGUAUCCAGGGCAUAUAUACAUUUCCAACUGCAUGACUGCUUGUACCAGUAUUGCAUAAGUAUGAAAUGUACAAAGCACGUUUCAUUGAUAACAUACUUUAUCAAAUCGAUUUUGUUUUGUACAGCACCCAGGGAUUUGCUUGAAUGAAGGGCGUUUUACAAGAGUGGCGAAUAAAGUUUUCCGAUGAGCUAUUCUUUGUAUUGGUGGUAGUACAGAUCCCGAGAGCUCAUUUUUGUAUGUGCUCCCAAACUCCUAGGACCUAGGGGCUUGCAUCAUGUCGCUACCAGAAUUUGCAGCCCCUUACUACUUGUGCAAGUUAAAGCUGAAUUGACUCUAGUCCUGGGGUUGUUAAAAUAGGAACUUCAGUGAAUGUGUCCUUAAAUGGUGAGCCAGUUUUGGAUAGGCUUUCAUGAGCCUCCAUUUGUCUUGGCUGUGUAGCCAGGGCCUGUGCAGGCACGGGGCGCUGCCUGCCCUGGGAAUGCCAUUUAACAAUCUCUUUGACGUUAUUUGCAGGGUGGUGGUGACGAUGCCUAUCUCUGCAUUAGUGACAGUCACCACGUUGACAUCAAGACAGCUUCUUUAACUGGACGUGCUUAUCCAGAGUUUGAUUCAGAGGUAUUUGUGUCUUUAUAUAUAUAAUUUUCAUUACAUUUUCUGUUUUGCAAUUUAAAAUACUCAUUUUAAGAUAACAGUGACUUCCCUUCUUCUCUUUCCAUCGUUCAUUUUACAUAUCAUAAAUCCCUGCAUAUUUUACAAAAACUAUACCACUCAGUAUUCCAUUACCGCAUCCAUCAAAACUUGUUUACACUGUAGUUUACACGUAUGUUCUUCUUGUUCUCUUGCUCUAUAUGUUAAGUCUGUGAGUUGUGCAUAUUCUGUCAGCUUAAGUUGCCAAUCUUCUUUAGUUGGGACCUAGCUCGUUUUCCAUUUUUGAGCUAACAAAACACAGGCCACAGUAGUAGCAUACAGAAAUAACCUUUUUUUAAACACCUGGGAAUUUCAGUCUGAAUUAUCCCCAACGGAAAGGACUCUGGUUUUGGGGGGAAAGUACAUUUCCCCCCCAAUUCAUUAUGGAUAAAUUCCCAGUACUCUUUUACCCUUUUACAAGUCCACCACAUAUGAAAGAACGUCCCCUCCACCUCUUUGCAUCUCCAGCACUUAUCUGAUUCAGACUUAUACGUCUUAGCAAGCCUACUCAGAGUUAAAUACCAUCUGUGAAUCAUUUUCAGGUAGUUCUCCUUCAAAGAAUAGCAUGCUGUAAACUUCAAGUCACUUUUCCAGAGUUUUCCCCCCAGAGGUUAAAAUCUACCGUAUUUUUCACUCUAUAAGACGCACCAGACCAUAAGACGCACCUAGUUUUUGGAGGAGGAAAACAAAAAAAUUAUUCUGAAUCCCAGAAGCCAGAACAGCAGAGGGAUCUGGCUUCUGGGAUAGCCUCUUGCUGUUCUGGCUUCUGGGAUAGCCGUGUGCAGCGUCUCCCUGGCAGCGGGAGGAAAGCUCCCCCAAGAGCCGCGCUCCCUUUAAAGAGCGCACGGAGCGUGAGUGCGGCUCUUGGGGGCUUUUCCCCUUCUCCCUUCUCGGGAAAAAGCCCCCAAGAGCCGCACACAUGCUCCACGCGGCUCUUUAAAGGGAGCGCUGAGCAGAGCCUCCCGCCUGCAUUCGCUCCAUAAGACGCACACACAUUUCCCCUUACUUUUUAGGAGGGGAAAAGUGCGUCUUAUAGAGCGAAAAAUACGGUAUAUUGUGUCCUAUAUUGAUUGCCCAGUUUGUCACUGAGGCUUUAACAAGCUCGUCUUUUCUUUCCCAAAGAGAGGUAUUUGUUUCAUGGACACUUUUUUAUUUUUUUUAAUGCAAAUUAUAGGAUUGAAUCCAUCAUGUUCCUAUGAUAGACAAGUACACUCCUACACAUGUUGGCUUAUUUGGCUUCCCCCAAAUAAUCCUGGGAACUGGUACACUACUCACAAUUCACAGCACCCUUAACCAACUACAGUGUCCAGGAUUCUUUGAUAACGUUUUAAGAUCGCACCUAUACCAGCAUAACUACCAGAACAACACAGCAAAGCUUUGGGAUCUUUGCCCUUUUCUGCUGUCGGUGCAUUUCAGAGUUGACGUUGAAGAAAACUCUUUGCCCACAUAGUUCAAAGCAAAGUAUUUUAUUGCUGCAAAUCAACAAGACAAUUAUUCACGUUACGGACAUGCAGUUAGGAGAUUCUGGUGCAUUGUAACCUAUACACUGCUAACAAACUAAGUAUAGUAACCUCGUCUUAGGAGGUUGAGGUAAAAAUGGCAAUGAGACUCAAACCGGACAGAGAUCCAUGCAGGCUGCUGGUUGCUUCUGGCUAUAUGUAUCAGCCAACAUACACACAUGCACAAACUCACUUCUCCCUCUGGUGAGAAAGGGGAGGGAUGAGUCAUGCCAGAAUCCUGCAGCCUCAGGCUGUUUCAGAAGGCCCACCACAGCUGGCAUCCUAACCCUGAACAGAAAUCAGACCCAGGGGAAGGGCAACUUGAGAGACAGACCUAAGCACAGUUAAUGCAAUUAACACCAACAUUUAAAUUACACUAACCUUCUUUGGGUCAAGUCAUGUGCUUUAAAUAUAUGUUCUGUACACAGCCUGGGGCACCUUUGUGGGUGGUGUGGUAGUCAUGUGAAACUGGCACAUGGAUCCAGCUUUUAUUUGCCUCUGAUCUCCAUUGCUUGCAAAGAGUUCCUCUCUUUUUUUGGAAUAAUUUUUUACUAGAUUUUAUAAAGAGAGAUACAAAGAUUAUUAUCAGAUAUUUUUUCUGUCCAAACUGAAACGUUAAUCUGAGUAAAAUAAAAACAUUGAUGCAAAGGUGAAGGAAGGAAGAAAGAAAGAAAAGUUAAGAAACUAAGGAACUUCCGAUUCUUCAUCUGAAUAAACAUUUUUCAACUCAUCCACUCCAAUAUAACGGCAAAGAGUUUCUUGCCAACAGAGCAUGGGUAUAGUGGACUCUGAGCUUUCAAAAUUGCCUCUGUUCCCCAUGGCUCUUGGUAGAGUGAUGUUGAGAAAUCACUGUGUAGGUACACCAAAUUUAGCAUUGGAAGUACAUUGGUUGUCUCAAACGCACUGUGGUUGCUUCCUAAAAGCCAGCCAGUUUGGAUCAGGAACAUGGGCCAUAGCCAAGGAGGAGGCAGCUGCUCCCCCAAUCAAUAAAAAUACAGUGGUGCCUCGCAAGACGAAAUUAAUCCGUUCCACGAGUCUCUUCAUCUUGCGGUUUUUUCGUCUUGCGAAGCACGGCUAUUAGCGGCUUAGCGGCUUAGCGGCUAUUAACGGCUUGGCAGCUUAGCGGCUAUUAACGGCUUAGCAGCUUAGCGGCUAUUAACGGCUUAGCGGCUAUUAAUGGCUUAGCGGCUUUAAGAAAAAGGAAACAAACUUGCAAGAACUCGCAAGGCGUUUCGUCUUGCGAAGCAAGCCCAUAGGGAAAUUCGUCUUGUGGAACGACUCAAAAAACGCAAAACCCUUUCGUCUAGCGAGUUUUUCGUCUUGCGAGGCAUUCAUCUUGCGGGGCACCACUGUACAUAGCAAAUUGAUGUUCUGCCCCCCGUGACAAAAAUCCUGGCCACGCCCAUGAUCAGGAAUGUUUGUUCUGAUAAACCCGGUUGCCUGUAAGCUUUCGAUGGCAGCACUAGGCAUCUAAAAAAGAAAGAAAGCUAUAUUUGUGGUCAUUCAGCUUGAGAGGCAGAAAUGUUAAAUUGGCAUUGAUUUAUUUUCCCCACAGCCUGCUCUGGAUGAAAUGUCAUGGAGGCUGGCUGACGGCCUUAUUCAGUGUUCUUUCAGAAGGAGAAUUCACUUUCCUGCUCUUCAAGGGAGGUUUAAUCUUGAUGCAAACUACUAUAUAUUUAUGGCAGAUGGGGAAGUCAGUGAAGGUAAGUUUGGAACUGAAAGAAAAGUGACAAAAAUCCUUAAGGUUCCUUUACUGGUUAUGGACUGUGGUUAGGUAAUGGAGCCCUCCUGGAGUGACUUGGAGUCAAAUCCGUGUGUGUGUGUAAUUUUUAUUAAGUUUUCUAUUUUACAAUUUAAAAUAUUAAUUAAACCUUAGAAUAUAAAUGACUUCCCUUCUUCUCUUUCCAUGGUUCAAUCUGCAUAUCGUAAAUCCCUGCAUAUUUUACAUAAACUAAACCAUUCAGUAUUCCAUUAAUACAUCCAGCAAGACUUGUUUACACUGCUGAAAUUAUCUUAAUGCUGCCAAUGUUUUCAAGUGUACACAGUUUCUCCCAUAUAUUCAGCAAACAUUUUCCAAUCUUCUUUAAAUGUAUGUUCUUCUUGUUCUCAUAUUCUAUAUGUUAGACCCGCAAGCUGUGCAUAUUCCAUCAGUUUGAGUUGCCAUUCUUUAGAUGGGAGCUCGCUCAUUUUCCAUUUUGCGGCUAACAAAACAUGGGUCACAAUAGUGGCAUACAUAAAUAGCCUUUUUUGACACCUGGGAAUUUCCAUCUGAAUUAUCCUCCCCCCCCCAAGGAUUCUGGGUUGUUUUUUUUAAAAAAAGUACUUUCAAACAUUUUUUUCUCAAUUCAUUAUAAAUUAUUUCCCAAUACUCUUUUUACCCUUUUACAGGUCCACCAACUUAGAUUCAAAUCCUUACUUUGCUGCAAAGCUCACUGGGUGAUCUUGAGCCAAUCACUAACCUCUUAGCCAAACCUACCUUGCAGUCCCUGUUCCUUGCAGGGUGCAGAUAAUUCUCCCCACCCUUCCUUUGCCAUUAACAUGUCAUCUGUUCUUCAUCUCUUGCACAGGAGGUAUGAUCCACAAACACUACAGGCAGCCUCUGAUCACAGACGGAAAGUUUAAUGUUACGGGACCGGCAAAGGAUAUUGGAGGAUCCCGCUCCCCUCUUCUCAUCAAGAUCCAUGGCAAGCUAAUGCUCUGUUUCAUGUGCAAGGAUGGGCUAGGUCUCCUGUGGUCCAGUGACUUGUAGCUGGGGUGGCGGGGUCUUCUUGCAGCAUCUGUAACAGGUGAACUUUCAAAGUCUUGCAGUUCUGUAUGGGAUGCUAGGGGGGACGACAGAAUGCACUGGAUGGGACCUCUUAUAGACAACACCCUGUGUUUUCUACAUGAAAGCUUCUCAGAGGAAGAAGGUCAUUUUUUCAUCAAACCUUUAUUGGCAUCGCAUACAAACAUUCAGAAUAAAUAGGCCAGUGCGAUCUCGUCGCCAUUUCAACAGUACAGUCAUUUGCCAAAGGGAAGAAGAGGCAAGCAAUCUAUUUCAUCUCUGGGGUCUCCAGCAAGGGCAGGAUCCUGUAGUGUACUUUGGCGACAAAAAAAUCAAAUAGAGGAACUUAGCUUCUGUCUUGGUGAGCUCCUGGUCUCUCCCCUGUAAUAAGAAGCGUAUAACCUCUGUUGCUGGUUUCCAUGUUGGAAUACAUGGAUGGUCUAGAAACUGUUGGUGGAGAUCAUCAUACAUUUUACAUUUAAGGGCCAUGUGAGCUAGAGUUUCCACCAGGUGGGCAUCGCAUGGGCAGAUCCUACCUCCUUCUGCCAUACCCACAAACCUACCCCAAAGAAGAUUAGAAGGAUUAGAAUUGAACCUAGCCAGUGAAAAAGCCCUUCUUUCUUGUGGGUAAAACAAAAAUUAUAAAUAAUUAAGGUUAAAUUCCUGUACCCAAGAGAGUCGAAAAUGAAGAGGGGAACAUGUUUUUUUCCGCAGUUGAGAUUAGUUCCUGGCGAUCUAUGUCCCACAGCCUAGUUUUUAACAUGGCCUUGGCGAUUUGGAAAGCCACAGCACCCAGGAGAUCCUCUGAAAGUCCAAGUUGCCGUAUCUUUGUGCAAAACAGUUGUAGCCCUGAGGAGGGGAAGGAGUCUGACAGAACUUUGCUAUGUAAAGUAUCUUUGUCUGCUGAAAAACAAAUGUUUAGCCAGCAUAAUUUUCAUACCAUCUUUAUAGGAAGCAGUGCAAGAACAGCUUCUGAUAUUUCAGGCUGGGGAUGAAAGAAACCAUAAUGGCUCGAAAAGCAGUCUUUGAAUGUCUGAAGCCAUAAAAGUGAACUUUGAUUUGAUUUUUAAAUUGUGGCUACUUUGCAACUUAUAGUUCUUUGCAAGAACUUUUUGUGUCUUCCUUUUUCAGGUGCAUUAAUGUUCGUUGCAUGGAUGACCACCGUUAGCAUUGGUGUGAUCGUUGCCCGAUUCUUCAAGCCUGUCUGGCCUAAUUCAUUGCUGUUUGGAGAAGAGAUCUGGUUUCAGGUGGGAGGAAAAGCCAGAAGAUGGCCAUUGUCUCUAUUCAAGUUGGAAGGGAUCUCUAAGGUCCUGCAAUCCAACCCUCUGCGAGAUUUCCCUCAAAACCUUUUGUGUAUUCCUUAAGAGCAUAGGUUCCAUUUUUAUUCUAAACAGAUUGAUUUUCUGCCACUAUGUUCCUUGUUACUAGAAUGAGUCUCUGGAUUCUAUUUAACUAAGCUAUUUUCUUUAAAAUACCUAACUUUUUAUCGAUAGGUCCAUCGUGCCCUAAUGGUGAUGACAGUGCUGCUUACAGGUGCAUCUUUCAUUCUUCCAUUCCUAUACCGGGGAGGCUGGAGCGAUGUAAGUGACAUUACAUAAGCGUGAUGCUUUUAUUCAACAAUGUAACUCCCAUGUGUGGCUAUGUUAAAAAUUUCAUGUUCUGACACUGUUCUUUCCCGUUACCUAUAAAAGAGUCACAAAGUUCAGAACUGAGAGCUAAGUUUGUUCUUGAUUUGUUAUGUAAGAUACCUGAUGUGGAUGACCAAGUGAAAAAUCCUGUAUUUGCCCUCUGGUAUUGGGAAACUUGUGACAAAGUUGCGAGAUUUGCAGUCGCUGCCCAAAAAUCGAGGAGAAUGUUCAGUGAGGAUAACAUGGUGGGAAGUAAGGAUUUAAUUGGGAAUGAAACAUAAAUUGUGUUUUAAUGUUGUAUCUAUGUAUAUACAGUGGUACCUCGGGUUACGAACUUAAUUCGUUCUGGAAGUCCGUUCUUAACCCGAAGCGUUCUUAACCCGAGGUGCACAUUCCCUACAUAGGCCUCCUGUGGCCCUGGAAGCAGAUUGCAUUCAUAUCCCGGGGCAAAGUUCGCAACCCGGGACACCAACUUCUGGGUUUGUGGAGUUCGUAAGCAGGACUGUUCGUAACCCGAGGUACCACUGUAUUUUAUAGGAUGUAUGUUCCUUUUUUUUGGUGGUUGAUAUGGCUGUGCUGGUUGAAACAACAAACAAACAAACAAACAAACAAACAAACAAACAAACAGUUCAGUGCCAGAAGUCUUGGGGUGGCUGGGAUGCUUGAAUAUAUAUGUUUGGGAGUCAUUAUCUUGUCUGCUAAUAUUCAUGGCUACCUUGAGAGAGGAGACGGCUAAUGAUUGAUGGUACAUGGAUGCUUCCAGCUCAAUAUGUGAUAAUUCCGGAAAACAAUUACUGUAUUUUUUGCUCUAUAAGACUCACUUUUUCCCUCCUAAAAAGUAAGGGGAAAUGUCUGUGCGUCUUAUGGAGCGAAUGCAGGCUGCGCAGCUAUCUCAGAAGCCAGAACAGCAGGAGGGAUUGCUUCUUUCACUGCGCAGCGAUCCCUCUUGCUGUUCUGGCUUCUGAGAUUAAGAAUAUUUUUUUCCUUGUUUUCCACCUCCAAAAAAUAGGUGCGUCUUGUGGUCUGGUGCGUCUUAUAGAGCGAAAAAUACGGUAACGAUUCAAAAAUCUGGGGACUUGUCAGUUAUUGUGUCUAAUAUGCUGUAGGUCCGAUGCCCUGGGAAUUGGUGGGGAGGGAUGGAGCAGCGAAGCCACAACCAUACUAGCAGCCCCAUUGCUGGGAUGGAAGGUGUGUGUGUGUGUGUGUGUGUGUGUGUGUGUGUGUGAAGGAGGUAAAUUGCUGUGCCAGCCUUCAUUCACCCCUCCCCAAAACCUGGUCCAAAGAAGGUUAGGAAUGCACCCUAAUACAAUAGCAUAAUUGUCUUCGGCAUUUGCUCCACAAUGAGAGCAUUAUUAUGCUAUCUCCUAGUAGCUUGGGGGUCUUUUCUUUGUUCUGGAGUCUUUGUGCAUGUGUGUGCUUCUAUUUGAUACUUGGUAAAUAAUGGUAAUUCUUUUAAAAAAUAAAAUAAAAGAGUUCUCCCCAAGUCUGGCUUUCUAAGUACGGGAAACGGUCCCUUAAGUACAGUAGUACCUUGGUUCUCAAACUUAAUCUGUUCUGGAAGUCCGUUCCAAAACCAAAGCGUUCCAAAACCAAGGUGUGCUUUCCCAUAGAAAGUAAUGCAAAACAGAUUAAUCUGUUUUACUAUCCAGCGAGGCCAUAGAUCCAUAAAAUGAAAGGAAUAAGCAAUGUACUGCUGUAACACAAUCAGUAGCUGAACUGGGUUCCACACAGUCACAAAAACAAAAAGAAAGAGCCACAAAAACAGAAAUGCAAAAUAAAUCGCAAAAACAGAUAGACUUCAGCAUCACACUCAAAAUGGAAGUGUGGCACUCAAAUCGGAAGCGUAACAUUCAAAGCAUUCAAAACUGAGCACGUUUGGCUUCUGAAAAAAGUUCUCAAACCAGAACAUAUACUUCUGGGUUUGCAGCUGGGUUCAAAGCUGUUUGAGUACCAAGGCAUUUGAGAACCACUGUAUUCAAGAACUUGCAUAGCAUAUCCAUGCAAUGACUAUAUCCUGCUGUGAAGUGUGGUCUUUGUCAAAAAAGCAUUGUUGGAGGGUUGUUCAUAACCAAACCCAUCUUUUAUGCAGCAAGCAGGCUUCCAUCCGUAUCUUGGCUGUACGGUGAUGGCACUGGCAAUCUUUCAGCCCAUUAUGGCAGGCUUCAGACCUCCACCUCAAGCACCAAGGUAUUCUUGCCUGCUCAAGUUACAUAAAUAUAUUCCAGUGAGAGUGCGAGGGACUUACCAGCCGGGUCAAGAGUUUUAAAGGGCAAUGAUCCUGUGGUUAAUGGGUAUGGAAACCCCAGACCUGCCCCCUCUUCCAGAAAUUUGCAACCCCCAAGUUUGCAGACUCCAGUUACUGCAACCCUAAUGAGUGUGUGGUGAUGUAAUAAUCCCCGUUCUCUUUUCACACCCCGGGCACUGAUGGUGUUUGGAAUCACGCACUGACUUUCCUUUCCUUUUUCUUUGGGAACAGAAGAGAAAUCUUCAACUGGUUACACUGGAGCACGGGCACAACUGCUAGAAUAUUAGCAGGUGAGUGAAUAAUUCAAUCUAGCCUUAUCUAAAAUGUUGAUUUGUAAGAUGGCUAGGGACAAUGGGUAUUAAUUAUGCUUUUCUUAAGUUAAUUUAUGUGGCUUUCUACGAGUGGCAGUCCAAUACUUGUAGAUCUUGCAUUUUGUGAUAACUUCACUCUUGCACCCUGCUGACUACAGUGGUACCUUGGGUUAAGUACUUAAUUUGUUCUGGAGGUCCGUUCUUAACCCGAAACUGUUCUUAACCUGAAGCACCACUUUAGCUAAUGGGGCCUCCUGCUGCCGCCGCGCCGCCAUAGCCCGAUUUCUGUUCUCAUCCUGAAGCAAAGUUCUUAACGUGAGGUAUUAUUUCUGGGUUAGUGGAGUCUGUAACCUGAAGCGUAUGUAACCUGAAGCGUAUGUAACCCGAGGUACCACUGUACUUGAAAUUGCUUUGGUUUCACAUGCAAUAUCAAAUAAAUGCACGUUGUUCCGUGACCACAAUCUGACCAUCACUGGGAGUGCAUAGACUACAACUGCUAAACAUUGUGUCUGAAGGCUUAUAGCUCCUCUAGAUAGCCUGUUUGUUGGGUAUUCAUCCCGACUUGCUUGUCCAAAGUUUACCUAUGUCUGGUCUUUAUUGGACACUUGUUCUGAUUUGCUUACUUCUUCCCAUUAUUCAUUUUUUCAUCCGACAUUUGUCAGUGCAUUUCCCUGUCAUUUCCAAACUGCAAAGAGUCAAUUAAAAAAUAAAAUAAAAAAUGUGUUGUUAUGGGUCCACAAUGCUUUAAAUCCACAAAUAUAAAAUUCAGCGGUCACUUGAAUGACUUCUACAAAAUGCUGAUGUUCUGGAGGAAGCCUUAGUGUCUGUACAUUGGAAACCACAGAGGGUAUGGAAUCUCUUGCUUUAUACAAGUGAGCAGGUAGCCUGUCAUUAUGUGGGACUCUGGGUUGUAUUUUUAUCAUGUAUUUUGUUGCUAACCACAUUGCAGCAACAAGUUGCAGUAGAGCACUGCCAGUUGAAAUUACUUGAUCUAAUUUUGCUUACUCUCUGUUUUGUAAACCUGGCCCUGUCCUUUAGUGGUGGUAAUAUUCCUCGGAAUGGACUUGCCAGCUCUCAACCUUCCAGAUCCAUGGGAUACAUAUACAAUGAUGGGAUUUGUAGCUUGGCAUGUUGGCACCGAUGUUCUCCUAGAGAUACAUGGCUACUGCCUCAUUCACAAAGGUACUGUGACCAAUCUCUACUUUAGCUUGCAUUGAACACAAUGCAGUUGCAAGAAGAGGCAGAUAUCCUGGCUCAUGAAAGAGAUAGCUUUACACUGUCUAAAUACCUGUUUGCAUUAUCCUUAUCUGCUGUCCCCCCCUGCAGUUUUCACAAUUGCUGUGAAAGCCCCAGGUACAUAUUUGAGUGGAGAAAUGUAACAUGAUAUACCUGAUAAAAUAAUUUUUAUUCAGGAGCAAUAAUGUGGCAGGAGGGAUGCAUAUCGAAACUAGCCCAUCACAUACCUCCUUUGCUUAUCAGUUUGAAGAGAGAUGGGUUUGAAGGGCAAAGAACUGCUGAUUGAUUUACUUUAUGGAUCAGGUUCUGAGGCUGAGAUGGUAAAUGCUCCUGACACCAGGGGAGCCCAUGGAUAAGCAGGCAUUUGAGCUCUGUUCUCCUGGGACCAAAUGGAAAUCUCUGUCCACACUUCUCUCCCCUGCCCUCUUGUGUCUUCCAUUGGACGGCCUUUCCCAGCUUGUGGCCUUCCAACUAUUGUUGGACUCCCAACUUCCAUCAAUCUCAGCCAGCAUGGCCAAUGGAGUGUCACAGCUUCCGCACACCUCCCAUAGAGUCUCUUGUACUAGAAUAAGUAAAGUGUGUUCCAGAAUGGAACCAUGUCAAGGACAGCAUCCCCACCUCUCCAUCAGAAGGUGCUCAUUUCAAACAGUGUCUUCAUCUCAAAUGAACGAGCGGCACCCCCUUUAUCUUGAACUGGUGGAUGAAGCUCAACAGGCACAAUCUAAAACAGGGCUGCUUAAAGAUCUAUUGUGUCCACUGGAUUGUGUGUGGUGUCUUUUAAGAUAAUCUGGUAAAUGACCAGAAACAUAAAGGGUAGAGUGUAGCUCUGAUCUAGAUCUGUAGGCACGGUUUCAAUUUUAGAAUUUGCAUUUUGGGGGAUUAUAUAUUUUUAUCUUCUACACUGCUUUGAUGGCUUCAGGCUAAAUAAAAAUCAACCGUGAAAUUUUUAUUUCGCAGUUCAAGUGUUGGAAGAUGACCGGAUACAGAUUCUGCAGUCCAUUACAACGGCAGAGGCACAGGUAAGUAUAGAAUGCAUGCGAGAGGAUAAAUAUAGGCAUAUAUAUUUUUUCUGAGCAUGGAGCUGCCUCCUAAGAACUAUACUACUUUCAGGGUGUAAGGCUAGCUCAUUUGAAUGCUCCCAUGUGCUUUUAAGCGAAAAGCAAGCUAAUGCAAAAGGUGGCUAGCCUUUUGCACAAGCUUCCUUCUUCCAUUCCCAUCUCCUUGAUGUAUCAUGUGCAGGGGGUUUCUCUUUCAAUGGGGAAGCGUUUGGAAUGUUGCCCCCCCCAUUUGUAUCCUGUAGUGGUACAUUCCAGAGCAGCCUUUCCUAACCUGUGGCCCUUCAGAUGUUGCCAGUCCACAAUUCCCAUUAUUCCUGAGUUAGAUCCACUUCACAUUUAAAGCCGAAUCUGUCCAGUUCACUUUCUGAAGCAGUGUGUGAACCAAAACAGAGUUAUCCUUUGAAAUUCACACUUAUCCAAAUUUUGUGAUGUAGUUCCCCAACCAAACAAUGUUUUACAGAAAUACAUAGACUGGGGGAAGCUGUGUGUAAAAAUGAAUAUGUUAGUGAAAUAACAAAGAAAAAUAAAUGAUAUUAAGGGAAAUUGCUUGCAAAAAUGUGUAAGUUAGUCAAACCUUCAUAUAAAAAUGUGUUUAUUAGGAGAAAGUCCUACUAAGAUUUUGAUAAAUUUUCAUGAGGGUUUUAAAAAUAUGUAUAUAUAAAAAAUCAAAUUUCUGCCAAAUAGGCACAAUUUUAGAGUGGAAAAAUGAGAAACUGAGACAACUGGAAAUGUUGUCUACCCCUACACCUGACCAUUGGCUUUGCUGGCUAAGGCUGAUGGAAGUUGGCAUCUGAUGGGCCAGAGUUUUCACCAUAGCUGUCAACUUUUUCCUUUUCUUGUGAGGAAUCCUAUUUGGAAUAAGGGAAUUUUCCUUAAGAAAAGGGAAACGUUGACAGCUAUGGUUUUCACAUAACUGCCGUAUAUCAUCUCCACUCCUUAUUUUUGCCAGGGCACCAUGCUGGAGAAGGCUAGACUGGUAGGCACAUGCCUUUUUUUCUGAACUGACUCAGCAUUUUCACAAAUGGUUGCAUUCCCAGUGUUUCCCUUUCUCUCUUUACAGGGGCAUACAUUUAAAAAGACAGUGCUGUUCAUCUACAUUAGUGGCAAUGUGGCAUUUCUCAUCACCUUCCUGACAGCAAUUAUAAAAGUAUGACAAAGAAGAAGCCUUUAAUACUCCUAAGAGCUUGCAAUAGAACUGUUGGAGACGUGUCUUGCUGAAGUUCAUAGCAGAAGGACGAUCUGUAACGUAAACACUGCCAAUUUGGGAUUUAAGAAACCUGGUCUUCGUUAUACAGCCGUUGCAGGGCAGAAUUAGACUUUUCUUGGCAAAUACGUUGUCCCAGCCUGGUCAGAACUGCCUUGGUCUCCAGCAUGACUAAACGCCUCCCUUCAACAUUUGUCUAUCUGGAUCCUGUAGAUUCAUCGGUCACUUCAAGACUCAAGGGAGAGCUUCCAUUUGAGAAGUUGGCCUUUCUUGUUCCAGGGUUGCCAUUGAUUUGAAAUGGACUGCCUGCCAUUGCACUUGAUCAGCUGUCCGUCCGUCCAUCUAAUAGGUCAACGUGUUCAUGUUAUUCCUAGCUAGUCUCCACCUGCAACCACCACCAUUAUGACAUAGGAGCUCCAUAUGCUCAUGGUCUAUCUAUAGGCUAGCUAGAGGAUGGUUAAAGGUCUACACAUCCCUCUCCCCAGCCUGCUUCUAACCUGAGGAUGGAUGCAGAUAGUCAUUGUCUCAGUGUGAUGAAGAAUAAUGGUCUACCACUAAAGGCUGGAUUACAGACUGCAAGGUAUUAGUUUUUAAGGAUGCCUCAUCCAUAGGGAUUCCAGCAGUUAUAUUUGGAAACAAUUUUGUGAGUCGAGAGGGAUCGAGAAUGGAAGCCAGUUAGGGGCCAGAUGUCAUUUGGAACAACUUACUUCAGGCAUCAGAAAUCCCAAGGAUUGUGUUUGACACAAACGUCUUGGAUUUGUAGCUCUGUUGGAAGACUAUAUGGUGUUAAGGGUGGGGGGGAAACAGCUCUGGUGGAGAUCUAACUGCCCUUUCUCCUUUGAAGCAACCAGUGUUCUUGUAGAUUACAUCUCUCUCCUCACUCUGAGUUUCUUUAACAGGUAACUAGUAGCUGUACCAGAAAGCUCUCUAGAACUAGUGCCAACAUUUGUUUAAAGAAUGAUUGGCACAUAUAUAUAUAUAAAUAUGUGUGUGUGUGAAAAAAACUGUCAACCUGCAGUCUCUGGGUGAAAUCCAAUUAUCCAUUGGAUGUCACUGCAAACAGCAGAGGUAGGUGGGUGAUUUUUUGACAAUGCAUCACUUUCCUACUCUAGAUGGUGUGGGUCCCUCAAGAAUAGCAUGGAAGAUGCUGCCGGUGGGAGGUAGAGGUGCAGGAUGAGCAAAAAUAAUCUGUCCUCAUCCAUUUGCAAAGGUUGCUGCUAGAUGAAAAGCACUUCCCACGGGCAAAAGGAUGCAAUUGGAUUCCACCCAUUGUGGUUCAUGUUGUCUUCCACACUGGAUUGAAAUAACUGGAUUUCUUACUCCCUGUCCCCUUGACCCUUUCCUUGCUUUCCCUACCUGCUACACCCUGCACAAAUCAAGUGUGAGACCACCUGCACUGAUUUUAUAGUUGUGCAUUACAUUCCAGUGCUUCAUUUUUUUAUCCUAUUAUGAGAGUGUGAAUUGCAUAAAUUAAAAGAGUUGCUUUGUGUA
This is a messenger RNA of Podarcis lilfordi (Lilford's wall lizard), 40971 nucleotides long. The record is from the annotation of a GenBank genome assembly. NCBI's taxonomy places the organism in Eukaryota, Metazoa, Chordata, Lepidosauria, Squamata, Lacertidae.